This is a messenger RNA of Condylura cristata (star-nosed mole), 816 nucleotides long. Its product is annotated as polyadenylate-binding protein 4-like. The record is from RefSeq and is a predicted model, not a curated record. Bases 1 to 816 code for a protein of 271 amino acids. Gene Ontology annotation, cellular component: ribonucleoprotein complex; nucleus; cytoplasmic stress granule. NCBI's taxonomy places the organism in Eukaryota, Metazoa, Chordata, Mammalia, Eulipotyphla, Talpidae. Gene Ontology annotation, molecular function: poly(A) binding; poly(U) RNA binding; mRNA 3'-UTR binding. The transcript is spliced from 3 exons.
AUGUGCGUCCUUCUGGGCGCGUCCCUCACCCGCCGGCCGAGCUUGCUGCCCGUGAGCGCCGCUCUGACCGGAGAUGCAGGUGGCCCCCAAGUACCGCCAGCCUCGCUGUACGUGGGCGACCUGCACGCCGACGUGACCGAGGACCUGCUGUUCAGGAAGUUCAGCGCCGCGGGCCCCGUGCUGUCCAUCCGCAUCUGCCGCGACCUGGCCCCGCGGCGCUCGCUGGGCUACGCCUACGUCAACUUCCUGCAGCGGGCCGACGCCCAGCGGGCCCUGGACACCAUGAACUUCGACGUGGUCCAGGGCCGGGCCACCCGCCUCAUGUGGGCGCAGCGCGACGCGCACCUGCGCAGGUCGGGCGUGGGGAACGUGUUCAUCAAGAACCUGGGCCGCUCGGUGGACAGCAAGGCCCUGCACCCGCGCUUCUCCGCCUUCGGCAGGAUUCUGUCGUCCAAGGUGGUGAGCGACGAGCGGGGUUCGCGCGGCUUCGCCUUCGUGCACUUCCAGAGCCAGAGCGCGGCCGACCGCGCCAUCGCCGAGAUAGCGUUUGCAUCAGUGCCGUCGGCGUCGCCCAGUGCCCGCGGGGAACUUGGGGCUCUUCACCCUGCUGGCCCCGGGGGGCCAGUGCGCGCCCACAGCCAGGGUUUGGGUUUACGUUGCCGACCGAUUCAGCGGUCGGGAGAGCAACUGGCCGCCGCGGUUGCUUCUUCUUACGAGUCUGUUGCUGUGAAGGCUGAGCAGCGGUUCCACUGGCUCUUCUGUCUGCCUGGAGCUGCGCGCUCGCGAUUGCAGCCUGUGUUCCUGCAGGGCCUGUGA